Messenger RNA from Colossoma macropomum (tambaqui), 1762 nucleotides. RefSeq names its product free fatty acid receptor 2-like. Gene Ontology annotation, biological process: cellular response to fatty acid; G protein-coupled receptor signaling pathway. Lineage: Eukaryota; Metazoa; Chordata; Actinopteri; Characiformes; Serrasalmidae. The transcript is spliced from 2 exons. Gene Ontology annotation, molecular function: G protein-coupled receptor activity. The record is from RefSeq and is a predicted model, not a curated record. The coding region runs from base 369 to 1370 and encodes 333 amino acids. Gene Ontology annotation, cellular component: plasma membrane.
UUGAAAAGCAGCCACGCAACAUACAGGCGUGUAAAAACAGAUGGCCUUGCUUGCUCAUAAAAGUCGCUCAGAGUUUAUGGCCCUCAUUUAUUGGUGUUCAUUACUUAGGCAGAAGGAACUACCGCAUCAAGACUGAAGGUCUGACCAAGACGCUGUUCUGACCGAGAACAACUUACUGCCUAAGAGGAGAAGCAGCGUGAAUGAAUAACUUACAAACAAAACAAAGAAGGACCGUAGCUGCAAUGGAUGGAUGUGUUAAUGGACCUCUUUUGCUGAAUGUUGAGUGAUGUAGGUGGGGCAGCAGUGACAGAAUAGCAAAGACUGGAAAGGCUUCUUUUUGGCAUUUCAUAUUCCUGGCAUUAAUAGCUAUGGUCUCAGGGCAGGUGAUCCUCUCUGUCUACAUCCUCACCUUCUUGAUUGGCCUGCCAGCAAAUGCGCUCGCCUUCUAUGCCUUCGUCAAGAAGCUUCGAGAGAAACCCACACCUACUGACAUCCUCUUGCUGAACCUGACCAUCUCUGACCUCCUGUUCCUCUCCUUCCUGCCCGUGAAGAUGUACGAGGCGGCAUCGGAUAUGCGCUGGUUUCUCCCAGGCUACCUGUGCCCCGUCACCACCUUCUUCUUCUUCUCCACCAUCUACACCAGCUCUGUCCUGCUGAUGGCCGUGAGCGUCGACCGCUAUCUGUGCGUGGCGUUCCCCGUCCAAUACAAGAUCCAUCGCAAGGCUCUCUAUGGUAUCAUCUGCAGCGGCUUCAUCUGGAUCACCACGUCCACCCAUCUCUGCUUCGUCUACAUCGUGGACCACCUCACCACGGGGGAAAGCCACAUCCAGGACUGCUACAACAACUUCACCCAGUCUCAGCUGGACGUGGUGCUGCCCAUGCGGCUGGAGCUGUGCCUGGUCCUGUAUGUCCUUCCGCUCUUUGUUUGCAUCUUCUGUUACACAAGGUUCAUUCUCAUCCUCCGGAGGACAUCCAAUCUCAAUAAGGGGAAGCGGCGGAGGGCUGUGGGCAUGGCGGUGGGCACACUGCUGGUCUUUGUGUUGUGCUUCCUGCCCUACAACAUCACACACAUUCAGGGAUUCAUCAUCCAGGAAGACGUUUCCUGGAGAUCUGAGGCCUUGCUCCUCACCACGGUCAACACGAUAUUCGACCCCAUCACUUUUUAUUUCUCCUCAGCCUCUUUCCAAGGAAAUCUAAAGGGGCUUCUGAGGCACAAGCCUAAGACCAGUUACCCCGGCAUUGGGAUAACUAAUGUCAGCACUAUUCAGAAUACAGUGAGGCAAGGUGACCACACUGCAAACAUGCAAAACCAUCAUGCAGGUGCAUCGCAAUGGCAACAGACAGAGAACUGGCCUUGUCAGGCCAUUUGACACUGAUAGCAGAUCGUCUUCAAAGCUGUUAUGUUUUACAUUAUGGUUAAUUUUAAGACCACUACGGGGGAAGGACAGUGAAAUGCCAUAUAAAAAUAGUGAGGGAAGUAACUGAGGAUGUUUUCCCAUCACCGGGUGGUGUCAUGCCAAAGAAAAUAUGGCAAACAAACCCAGACUCUGCUAAAGGAAUCCAUAAACAAACUGAACACAGACCACUUCUUGUUAUAGGACUUAAAUCAUUCAGCGAUGACAUGACAGUAUCUUAUUGGACUCGUCUACCAUCCACCAUUUUGGCAAGUUUAGUCAGUCCAGGCCGAAGCUCUGGACUCAUUUAAUACAUUUGCAGAGCUGUCUAGCAUGUGGAUCUACAUGGCUACCAGAUCAGCAACAGA